Colletotrichum graminicola M1.001 is the source of this 837-nucleotide messenger RNA. RefSeq lists its product as uncharacterized. The transcript has a single exon. The record is from RefSeq and is a predicted model, not a curated record. NCBI's taxonomy places the organism in Eukaryota, Fungi, Ascomycota, Sordariomycetes, Glomerellales, Glomerellaceae. The coding region runs from base 1 to 837 and encodes 278 amino acids.
AUGCAAAUCUCGUCUCCCCGUCACCGCCGCGGCGGUGCCCCAAACCCGAUCCGCAUACGCCGACAAUCAAACAGCCCUCUCUUCGCCGGCCGGAGCCCCGCCCCAUGGUCCCCAAUGCAACCAGACCCGCUAUCUGGACGGAGCACAAACUUUUCACCGUUCACCGUGAGCCCCGUGUCGAUGACGACAGACUGCGAGAGGGAGCUGUCGCCUUCCGAUGUGACGCCCCUGACUCCAAGGCUGACAGAGUAUCUUGCGGGGUAUGGAUGGGCAGAGGACGGCGGUAGUAGGCGAGAGAGCGUCGAAAGUAGAACGGGGGGUGUGCCAGAGACGCCAUUGAGCACUCCCGUGGAUGCAUUCUCGCCCACGGGAUUCACGAUGGCGAUGAGGGGACGGAGGGAGGCGAUGCGGGAGCUGAUGGGGACGGGCGAGAGUGUUACGUCGCCAAGGUCUCCGGGGUGGAGGGGUGGCGGGUGGCGGAGCCUUGGGAGAAUGCCGAAUAUCGCGAGUAGAAUCAUCGGAAGCAAUGGACCCUCUCGUGAGACGGCUGAAUUGAGUAGACUGUAUGGGAGGGUCGUUGAGAUUGUGGACGAGAGUGAGGGCUUGGAGCACAUGAUCUCUGACGAGAAUGGCGUAUCUGGGAGGGUAGUCGAGAUGGAAAAUGAGACCGACGAGGUCGCCGCACACACGUCAGACGGGUUCCAUGCCGCGGCAUUGAGCGUCUAUCGAGAGGGAGGAGGCCAUACCCAGCCGAUCUCGUGGUGGAAAUACCCCUGGGUUGUUCUGAUGCUGGUUCUCUUUAUGCUGUUUGUUCCGAGUUACAAAGAUAUCUUCUGA